Micropterus salmoides (largemouth bass) is the source of this 1579-nucleotide messenger RNA. It is a transcript of the gene pld6, whose product is annotated as phospholipase D family, member 6. Gene Ontology annotation, molecular function: RNA endonuclease activity producing 5'-phosphomonoesters, hydrolytic mechanism. NCBI's taxonomy places the organism in Eukaryota, Metazoa, Chordata, Actinopteri, Centrarchiformes, Centrarchidae. Gene Ontology annotation, biological process: piRNA processing. Bases 129 to 821 code for a protein of 230 amino acids. Gene Ontology annotation, cellular component: mitochondrion. The record is from RefSeq and is a predicted model, not a curated record. The transcript has 4 exons.
CUCGUGUGUUUUCUUUUGACAUCCCCUCCAACAUGCUGGAAAUGUCAAGUUAACUCUUAACUUAAAUCUCACCAGUAGGCUUGGUUUGUAGGCUGUUUUCUUUCCUCGGUGUUUGGUGUUGAUACGUGAUGUGGACUGUGAAGGUGGUUGGUCUGGGUGUGGUGGCCCUCUCUCUCAGCCUGGAGCUGUUUGGCCGGCUCCUACGUCGCCUCAGGCCUGCUGGACGAAUCCUCAAUGAGGUCCUCUUCUUUCCCACAGAGAUGGCCUGUGUGGAGCACAUCUUCACUCCCUCUUUGCCGCACUCCUGUUUCUGCUCGUUGCCCCAUGGCAAAGAGACCUCUUUAUCUCGUCUUCUCCAGCGCAUCCUGUCUGCUUCCUUCUCUCUGGACUUGUGUGUCUUUGCCUUUUCCAACAUUAACCUGAGGAGGGCUGUACUAGCGCUGCAUAGUAGGGGUGUCGCCAUUCGAGUCCUCACCGACAAAGACUACGCUGCCAUCACUGGCUCCCAGAUAGGGGUCCUCCGCAAGGCUGGGAUCUGUGUGCGCUGCGACGUGGGCUCCGUGUAUAUGCAUCACAAGUUUGCAGUGGUGGACGGCCGGCUGCUCAUCACCGGCUCCCUCAACUGGACGCUGACAGCAGUGCAGGGCAACAUGGAGAACAUCCUCAUCACUGAGGAGCCGCGCCUGGUGCAGCCCUUCAUCAAGGAGUUCCACAGGUUGUGGAUGCGCAAUGAUCCGGCCCGAUACCAGCACUCAAAUGACCAAAAACCUGCUCAUGUUACAACUAGGACCCAGUGUCCAGUUAACCAUGACAAAUAUUGAGUCAGAGUUCAUGAACCUUUGAGGUAGACUGUAUGCAUGUAAAAUCUGUUCAGUCAGCUUGGCCACAAAAUGUCUACAGAAUUUGAUUUUGUCUUGUUUCUUGUUAUGUAGAGCUUUGGAAGACUUGUUUACAUUAAAGUGGCAAUGUUAGCUCCUGUUCGAGAUGACGGAAGUUUACUUUAAAAAGUCUUAAGUAAGUAUUAGAAAAGUAGUCUAAUUUUGAAUGACACUGUGUCGUGUGAUUUAACAGACUGAGUCUGCAGUUAAGAGUUCCUGUUUGAAUCUGUUUUUUCUUAUAUUUUUCUGUUUACAGAACCUGUAUGGUCUGGCACAGGGCAAAGAUGUGGAUAAUAUCCACAACAAAGAUUUGGUCUAGCUCUAGAGAGAAUACCUCUGUUUGUGUUAGGGUUUUUAAAUUUAAGUUUAUGUGUUUUUAUUUUGUGUCACAGGUUGACAUUACGCAACUACUGUUGCUUUUUUUGAAAGAUCUCCACUGAUCAAAUUAAUCUUCUUUCUUUGUGGUCAUUAUGUAAUCAAUAAUCUAUUACAUGAUACAUUUCCCCCUCAGAGCUAAAGGGAUUAUCUAGGCUAGUUAGGAAUUUGAGUUUAAUGCCUUUAUUUAAAAACCAAUCCACAGUUCACCUUGUGUAUAAUUCUAAAUUACUGGCAGUAAAGAUUUAGUGCAUUAUUUAGGGUGUGCUGCUGCGGUCUCAGGGAUGUUUUGCCAUGCACCAUUAAAAGCCCUCUUUCACACUGCA